Oncorhynchus tshawytscha (Chinook salmon) is the source of this 4311-nucleotide messenger RNA. RefSeq names its product guanine nucleotide-binding protein G(I)/G(S)/G(O) subunit gamma-7. The record is from RefSeq and is a predicted model, not a curated record. Gene Ontology annotation, molecular function: G-protein beta-subunit binding. Gene Ontology annotation, biological process: G protein-coupled receptor signaling pathway. The transcript has 2 exons. The coding region runs from base 144 to 350 and encodes 68 amino acids. Gene Ontology annotation, cellular component: heterotrimeric G-protein complex. Lineage: Eukaryota; Metazoa; Chordata; Actinopteri; Salmoniformes; Salmonidae.
AAAUGUACAAUCAAGCCUGAGAAACAAACAUGAUGACUGUAGCAGAAAACCACACAAGGGCAGUAUAAAGCUGCUUUUAAAUGAUUUCUUUCUCUUCCCUCCUCCCCUCCCCAUAGUGGGGGUGUGUGUAUUGAUGGAUCAGGAUGUCAACCAAUAAUAACAUCGCCCAGGCCAGGAAACUGGUGGAACAACUGAGGAUCGAGGCAGGGAUCGAACGUAUUAAGGUUUCUAAGGCAGCAGCAGACCUGAUGAGUUACUGUGAGCAGCACGCCCGUAACGAUCCGCUCCUCGUUGGCAUCCCAACGUCAGAAAACCCUUUCAAAGACAAGAAACCCUGCAUCAUCCUAUAGCUGCACACUCGUCUCUGCCCAUCAGACACACACACACCUGCCUGUACACACACUCCCACCGACUGACUCUGCAGCAGCCAACAAGGCCCAGCUCUGUCAGGCUAUACAACACACACACACACACACACACACACACACACACACACACACACACACACACACACACACACACACACACAUAUAUAUAUAUAUAAACGUAAACACAGAAAUGAAAUAGCCACUCUGGAGAAGCGCGAAGCGCCAUACUCAAUAGCCACAGCUAGGGGGCGGUGUCUGUGUUUACAGACCACAUUGCCACAUUAGUGAUAUUAGCCCUGAGUUGUGUCUCUGUGGUGCUGAGGGUAAGCCUGCACUAACAUGCAGCCCUACCUGAUACUGGUUACUGACUCACCCACAGAGAUAGUGACACUCAAGUGGAGAUGGCAGAUUUACUUCAAAAAGGGAUUAGGACAAUUAUCUUAAUAGGAAUCCACAGUCGCCUACAUGAAGUUAUAGGCUGAUGUAUAGCAUGUAUUUUAGUGAAUCAAUGAUUUAUUGAUUCAUUGAUUAAUCGAUUGACUGAUAGCAUGUAUCUCUGGGUGCUGUGGAAUGAUGGGUGUAAGGUACAUGAGGGUAAGGAGUGAGGUGGAGGGUGUAUGUGUGACCAAUCUGGUGUAAAACCUGGGUCGUCCAUGUGAUGCAAGAUGUGUUAGCCCUGUCAGCUAAAGCCUAGCCAUUAGCCGUGGAAGCUAAUACAAGUCUUCAGGUCCCAGGCAUGGUUACCCAUCACUAAAGCACCGUGGCUAUACGCGGUGUGUUUGUUAGCCAUAUAGUGGCUGACUUGCCACUGACUUGCUAAGUAUCACAAUGGGGAUGGCCCCGUCCUGAAACCUUGGGUCAACGGUAAUGUCAGUGUUUCCACAAGACAUUGUGUUUUUGUGAACAUAGCAUUGUAAACACUGAGCAGGUUGGUACAUGCUGCAUAUGUACCCACUGGGUUUAAACCCGGAUCAUCUGCAAUGCCACAAGACUGUGUUAGCCCACUGAGCUAAAGUAUAGGCUACAUACUCCCCCACUCUAGCGACGGUUAUCGAUCAAAAGUGUUUCUGCUUUGAUUUUGAUUUCUUGGUCAGUGGGUUUUCUAUAGGCCAAAACUCCAGCUGUGUCGUCUUGUGGAGUAAGUUGCUCAUAGACACUGAUCUAAGAUCAGUCUUGUGUUUUCCCUCUAAUGGUAAAGGUUAGGAUUUAGGGAGGGUCAUCUGAUACUAGAUCUGUGUCUAAAAGGCUGCCACAGGCAGCCUAAUUCAGAUCUUUGUCCACUAAUUGGUAUUUUGACCAAUCAGAUCAGCUCUUUUUCCAAUAAUUGGGCAAAAGAUCCGAAUUGUGCUGCCUGUGUAAACGAAGCCUAAUGAAACUUUUAUCUUGAGUAUUGCCAAGUACUGAGAGGUUAACUGUGUUCAAGUUUUUAACACCAGAAGUAUAUAUAUAUGUUUUUUUAUUAAUUAUUGUUUCGAUAUUUUGUCCAUUUAUUGCCAUACACUUAGCAGAUACUGUAGGUUUCCAUUCACUUCUUAACUUUACACUUGAGGCAAAAGUUUACCUUAACCACAGAUCUAGGAUCAGAUUAUCAUCCCCAAUCUUAACUUGAACCAUAAGGGGGUGUACAAAUAUCUUAUCCUAUAUCAGUGGUUAUAGAAUUCACUAGUUCUGCCAAUGAGAGCAAGCAUCACAUUAUGGGCUUUGCUUAUUGGCUCAUCAUGUGUUUUAUUGAGGAACAAGAGCCAAUUACAAAGUGUUGUCCCGUCUCCCCACCUCCACAGACCCAUUUCUCUACUCCCAAACCAAACUUGAUUGUAAAAAAUUUAAAAGAUGCUAGAGAAAAUAAAAAUAAAAGUGUAUAAACUUUCUUUAAGUGCAGAAGUGAUACGUUUUGAGAGUAGCUUUUUGGGGUUUGGUUUGAGUUUCUUUCUAAAUGGAAGCAGGUCAGUCGAGUAUUAUUAUCGAACUGUACAGUGUUUGUAAGAUAAAACUUAGGCCAGAAAUCAAUCAAAGUGCAUCAAACUUUUUCCAUAAAAAAAGCGCUUUAAUUGAAUGUCAGCCUGUUGCAGAAUCUUUUCUGUGGACGUUCCAUUUUUGCGUAAAUGUUUCCCUUCUGUCAGAAUUUAGUCUGUUUGUUUCCUCAUUCAGCUUGGGACAGGUUCACACACACAUACACACACACUCACACGCUCACACACACGCACACUCACACACGCACACGCUCACACACACACGCCCACUCACACGCUCACACACACACACACACACACACACACACACACACACACACACACACACACACACACACACACACACACACACACACACACACACACACAAUCCCCUAGUGACUAAAUGGGGAGCCAACCACAUCUACAAAGCAUGGCCGUAUUCGUAGCAUAGCGUCUUAUACACAGGCACAGCUCUGUGAGAAACAAACCUGAACCAUUAAAACACUGUCUCUCUCUCUCUCUCACACACACACACACACACACACACACACACACACACACACACACACACACACACACACACACACACACACACACACAUUUUCCUAAUGUCUUUUACAAUUGAUUAUCUGAGGGACAAUCUUGCUAUUUCUUAAUUCAUUCAUUCCAUGGACAGUUAUGCUUGAUUGAUUGAUUGGUUGAUUGAUGGUUUGCCUUGUUGUGGUGUAUUGUGUUGUAUGCUGGUUAGGACCAGGAGUUUUACCUGGUCAAGUCACAUGGUCAGGAACAACAUUCUAGCCCUAGACUUAAGAAUAGUUGAGAGUAUUUGAGUGAACAGUCUUAAAAGAGGACACAAAGCUCUAGAAUGGAAGUCUUGUGGUGCUCCCAUUCCCACAUCAUUCACUAUAGCUGAUCUAGGUCCGUUUCAAGUUUUCUCCCCCUAAAGAUUGUCAGGAUUUGGGGAAUGGAAUCUGAUCCUAGAUCUUACCCAGAGCAGAACGCUAGAACCCUAAAACUAAUUUCUGUCCCUAGACACUGGUCUCGGGUCAGUUUUACCUGGACUCAUCAUUGUGUUUUAAUCUCCUGUGUAUGCAUAUACAGUAUGUAUCUCUGGUAACACUUUGUUUUACAGUCUCCUUUAAGUUAACUUGGUAUUUGCUUAUGAAUAACAUGGUAAAAACAUGUGUUUCGUUGCAAGCGAGGACUAUUUGGUCCCAGGUUGAAAGUCCCCAUUGUUACCACAAUGUGUUCCUUCCGGCUGGGACAGGACUGUAAAGUCAAGCAUUACCGUAUCUUUUUGCCUUGAUUAAUUGUGAAUGAUCAGUUAUAGAUUAUGAAGGAAAUGUAAUAUCUAUUUUUUGUAUCUGGUCGCUCUGAUGUGCCAUAACUCAUGUUUUCUUGCACACUGUUCAUAUUUUACAGUUAAAUACUUUACUGUUCAUAUUUUACAGUUAAAUAAUUUACUGUUCAUAUUUUACAGUUAAAUACUUUACUGUUAAGACUUUACUGUUCAUAUUUUACAGUUAAAUACUUUACUGUUAAGACUUUACUGUUCAUAUUUUACAGUUAAAUACUUUACUGUUCAGACUUUACUGUUCAUAUUUUACAGUUAAAUACUUUACUGUUAAGACUUUACUGUUCAUAUUUUACAGUUAAAUACUUUCCUGUUUAGACUUUACUGUUCAUAUUUUACAGUUAAAUACUUUACUGUUAAGACUUUACAGUUAAAUACUUUACUGUUAAGACUUUACUGUUCAUAUUUUACAGUUAAAUACUUUACUGUUCAUAUUUUACAGUUAAAUACUUUACUGUUCAUAUUUUACAGUUAAAUACUUUACUGUUCAUAUUUUACAGUUAAAUACUUUACUGUUCAUAUUUUACAGUUAAAUACUUUACUGUUAAGACUUUACUGUUCAUAUUUUUGUGGAUAUUGCUGUUAAAAAAAGAUGAUGUUGAAAAGUAGACAACAGUAAUAAAAAAUAUGAUAAUAA